GUUCCCGCCUCACGCGAUGGUCGUCACAGACAGUGUUACGGCAACAAGGAGUCAAGUGAAAUCAGUUUGCAGGAGAGCAGUGGACAGAAGUGGUUGGAGGCAUUUGUCUUGUUUGUGUCAGUUGUCAGCUGUCAUACGUCAUGUUUAAAAGGACUCUGGUCUCGGCUACACGUUAAGGUGUGCUACGCUGGACUAAAGCGAGUGUGUGUACGUGUCGAAACCCCCUUCAGCUAAGUGGGGUAAUUGCAGUGUCGGACGAUUCAUUUUAUUAAAGAAGCAACAGCACCACAGCCAAACUGGACAGCGGGGAACUCCAGGGCAGUGUCAGCCCAGACUUCAUCUUGAGGCACCGAAACACUACAGAGCAGAUAUGUCACAGACACCAGGAGACAGAGGCACGGCCCAGCGAACAGAAGGAGCUCGGGGCACAGCACAAAGACUGUCCGCUGCAGCAUGGGGAUGAACAGAUGGAGUCUGAAGAGCCAUGGCAGGAGACAGAGGAGGUAGAGGAAGAGGAAGAGAAGGCACCAGACGAAGGCUUCAUGGGAAUGGCACCGUUACUGCAGGCGCACCACGCCAUGGAGAAGGUGGAGGAGUUUGUACACAAGGUCUGGGAAGGAAGGUGGCGGGUCAUACCCCACGAUGUGCUCCCUGACUGGCUGAAGGACAACGAAUACCUUCAGCACGGUCACCGGCCUCCCAUGCCGUCCUUCAGAGCCUGCUUCAAGAGCAUCUUCAGAAUCCACACGGAGACCGGGAACAUCUGGACACAUCUACUAGGUUGCCUGUUCUUCUUGUGCCUGGGCAUCUUCUACAUGUUCCGGCCCAACAUGUCCUUCGUGGCGCCCGUCCAGGAGAAGGUGGUGAUCGGCAUGUUCUUCCUGGGGGCCAUCCUCUGCCUGUCUUUCUCCUGGCUCUUCCACACGGUGUACUGCCACUCAGAAGGGGUCUCCCGUGUCUUUUCCAAACUAGACUACUCGGGCAUCGCUUUCCUGAUCAUGGGGAGCUUCGUUCCCUGGCUCUAUUACUCCUUCUACUGCUCCCCACAGCCCUGCGUCAUCUACCUGAUGGUCAUCUGUGUGCUCGGCAUCUCCGCCAUUGUGGUGUCUCAGUGUGAUUUCUUUGCCACACCCCAGUACCGGGGGGUCAGAGCAGGUCUGUUUGUGGGUCUGGGGCUGAGCGGGGUGGUACCCACUUUUCACUUCAUGAUCUCUGAGGGUUUCCUGAGGGCAACCACCAUGGGCCAAAUGGGCUGGCUCUUCCUCAUGGCAACACUUUACAUCACCGGAGCCUGUUUGUACGCCGCCCGCAUCCCCGAGAGGUACUUCCCUGGAAAGUGUGACAUCUGGUUCCAUUCCCAUCAGCUGUUUCACAUCUUGGUGGUGGCGGGGGCUUUUGUCCAUUUCCACGGAGUGUCGAACCUGCAGGAGUUCCGCUACACGGCGGGGGGCGGCUGCACGGAAGGCAACGCGCUCUAACCAGAGUGGCAGAUUGAGUCUGAAACAUACGUGCAGGAAGUAUCCAUUGUGGUCAAGAGGAUGAUGAAUCUUUUAUCCAAGUGGAGAAACAGCAACGUUGAAAAUGACUUGGUUUGGCCAGUCCGGGCUUGCCACACUCCUUGGAAGAAUUGGUUAAAAAAAAGAUAUAUAUAUAUAUAUAUAUAUAUAUAUAUAUAUAUAUAUAUAUAUAUAUAUAUAUAUAUAUAUAUAUAUAUAUAUAUAUACACACACACACACACACAAAGUAACUACAAAUUAUAUAAAAAAAAAAGAAAACUUUUGAUUUUACCGAAAUGUUAUAUUUAUUUCAAAUACGAGAACAGACAAAAAAAGCAAGCUGUUAAAAGUUCACAUUUUAAAAGGUGACAUUUUUUUUUUGUUCACAAGAUCUAGCUGCUUGUAAUCAUAAAGAAGAGGUUUUUUGUAAAUAAGAUUUCUAACUUUCAGUUACAUAGAUUUAUAUUAUAAAAAAAUCAGAAAAAAAUAAUUGGGGGUGGGGGGGGGGGGGGAAUACAUAAAUAAAUAAAUGUACAAACUUUUUUUUAAAAGAAAGUGUUCGCUAGAGUACCACACACACUGUUAAUGUCGACUUUGCACAAUGAUGUGGCCUGUCAUGCAGCAGGCCAGAGAAAUGAGUGUGUCCCAGCUGCAUAGAGGUGUGGGGGUCAUCACCCAAAUGUACACUGCCUGUGUGAAUGGGCCUGUGAGGGGGUAGAGACCUGCUCAGGGUUUAUAGGUGCUGUAUAACUUAAGAACAGUGUCUCUGCCUCUUAAAGCUACCAUAUCCCAAGAAAAAUGACUUUCUAGACAGAUCCUUUCACGAUUAUGCAAAGUGUUCUCCGACCACAGUCUCACCUGCUUGUAACGGCCACUCAGGAGACCAUCUGAAAGGGGUCUUAUAUGUAGGGGAUUUUAAAAUGGGGAUGUAUUUUCAGGGAUUUUCUAGACAGGCUGGUCUUGAAUACAGGUUUGACUAUUUACAGAUGUCUUGUAUGAUCCAGUCUACUGCAGCGUUUCCAGGGGGAACAAAAAAAACCCAAAACAACCUAGUCACAGGCUUUCUCUGUCUCUUUUUCUCUCCUGUUCUGUUUGAGGCAUGGCAGAAGUAGCAAUGUAGUUCACUCGAUGCAGAUUUCCACUUUAAUCAACAGCCGUCCUUUUUGGGGGUUCCGCUUACCCAUUGCCCCCACUGCGGAGACGAGGCCUGGAAGCUUUUCCAUUGUCUGAGGCGGUGGAUUCAUGUGGGAUGGGGACGACAGCAGGUGCUUCCGUCCAUUCCCCAUCCUGCCUUCACAAUUCACUUUUUGGUUUCUAAACAGGUCCAGCUGCGGUCACACCCACGGUAGUGUUAUCUCCAGAGCCAAGAUUCAUCUUUAGGUUUUCUGCCAUGUUUAAACUCUUUCUCUGCGUUUUUAGUUUUGGCACCAGAAGUGAUUCGCACUUGUAACAUUUCUCUUGUUAUUUUAAGAAAGGUGGAAUGAGGGUCGAGAAAAGAGCUUAAACCAAACAAAUGGCAUCAGGUUGAAUUAAUGGCAGCACAAUAAAAAAGUACCAUUGGACAUCCAUUCUCCAUAAAAACCAAUAGCCUACAGACCAACAGAGACUGCUUUUCUAGUUUCACAGUGCACUGAUUUACCAAGACUGCCGUUAAAUACGGUAUGCAUACCAAUUUUAGUCAACUGAUUAGCUGUAGGCGAACUAAAAAUGAUCUGUAUUUAGAUAUGUUUGUUUUUGUUUGUUUGUAUAAUACACUUCUAUAUUUACUGGUCCACAGAUAUGUUCUCAAAAAAGAUAACUUAGCAAUGCUUUCAGAGAGAAAGAAGAAAAAUAAAUUUCAUUAGUUUGUAGAGAUAAUCUGGUAAUGCACAGUAAGGUGGAAUCAAACUACCACAAAGCUCUUAUAUGUAUGUAUGUAUGUAUGUAUGUAUAGCUAUGGCCAAAAGUUUUGCAUCACUCUAUAGAAUGAACUAUUUUUUUCUUCAUAAAGUCGAAUUAAGCCUGCUGAAUAGUUUUACGUUAAUGUAGUGAAUACAUAUAUCACUGUUUAGUUUUCCUGACACAACAAAAAACUGACAAAUUGAAAAAUGUGCCCUUUUGAAAUCUAACAUGAAAUACUGUAUGGCUUCCAGUAGAUUUUUUUUUAUUUUUUUUUAUCAUUUUGUAGUUUCUUUGAUUACACAAUGUUAAAAGAUCAAAAUUAUGUUCAUAUAGUUUAUUUUGUAUUUCCUAAAAUAAUACACUUUUGGCCAUAGCUGUGUGUAUUUGUUUCAUUUGUGUGUGAUACUGGUAAAUUCUACAGUAGAUCUAGAAUAGUGGCCUCUUAAUAUUUCUGUUUCACUUGAUACCCUGUCAGGCAUGUACACAGGUGAAUUCAGGCUGAAACGUUUCUUAUAAUUUCACUGCUCUUAGUUUAUGCUUCAUUAACACUUUCUCCCAAAAUCGAGCUCCGUUAAACAGCAUAAUAAUGCCCUAGGUCUGGGGUUAGUUUGUCUUUUGGUACAAAAAGUGCCAUGUUGUUGGUUUCUGGAUCCACUGCCUGUCUCAUUGUUUAGUUGUUUUUUCAGACAGCACAGGGCUGAAGCACAGUCACUGUGGGGAGUUUCAAGUGGCUCUUCUUGAACAUAUUUUGGAUUAGUUAAGAGAUUUGAGUUUAUAUUUUAUUUACAUUGGUGCUCAAAUCAAAUUUCUGGUGUGAAAUAGAGAAUCUGUAAUGAGCUAGAGGAUUGGGAGAAGAUUGGAAACAAAUAGAUUUUCUUUUUUUUAAACUUUAUGAACAGGCAAGUUUCACAUUCUUCUAGCUCAUAACGAAUGUUGUCACCUUGAUUUUUCAGUGUGAUCAAUGGCAUCAAGUCCUUAGAUUGACAGAUUUUUAAAAUGUAUUGUAAGAAGCUGAUUUGCCGGGAUGUCUCUCUACAGCUCGGACGUGUUUUGGUUUUUUUUGUAAAAAACAAUCUCAUUGCUUUUUACAUGGAAAACCUUAUUUUGCACGUGUGUGAAAUAAGGUUUUGGGUAUUUGAGUAAAAUGCAAUAAUAUGAAGAAAAAAAUAGGUUUGAGGGUCUUGCUGGAAUUUCUAGAUUUAUUUAUUAAUAUAUUUUUUUCAUAUGUGUAUAAUUUGGUUUUGGGUUCCACUGAAGUUUAAAAAAAAAAUUGUCAAACCUGCUAUAACAACCACUCAAGAGACCAUCAUGGUUUAACAUGGAGAAAUACAUACUAGUGUACAGGGUUACAUUAAAGUGGUUUAAUAAAAUAUAUUGGUGGUCUUUUGAAUAAAGGUUUGACUGAAAUUCAUUGAUGAGGUACAUUUAUAUGCUAUAUUAAACAUGGCCACAAAAAUAUGUAAUUCAUUUUUAGUUAAUUUGCAAACAGCAGCAUUUCUAUAAAACACUAAAUGGAAUAAAAAUCGUAAUAAUUUAUUUUGGUCAAUAAGGAAUACACUGAAUUAUAACCAAAUGCAGCAGUUAUAAAUGGUAAAAGAGAACGCCCAUUUGUAACUAACGGGGGUCCUCAUUAGAGCUUAAAAAUUCUAAGGCUAUUUGUUUUCACAUACUAAUAAAGAGGAAAGAUACCGUAAAUAUGCAUCCUCCUAUAAGUUAUCCUUAUGUUUCUAAAACAGUUUUUGCUGCGAGUCUGUUUUGCCUUUAACCUUUCUAAAGCGAGAGAGUACCAUUUUCUUCUAGGCUUGUGUCCAUUUCAUUGUUUAACAGAGCACUGUGCUGCAGUCCAGUGUUAGUCAUAUCAAUAUUGCAUCACCUGGUCAUGACUAAUCCCAAUUAUAGGUGUAUGUGCAACUGAACAUUUCCAAGUUUUAUUGUCUAAAUGUGUGUUAUCUAGAAUGAAGACAAUGGUCAAGGAGACUGAUUCUGGAUGUAGUGAAAUAUCCAAAUCCAUAUUGCCUCCAGUGUCAGACACAGAUGGAAAGACUAAAGCAAUCGGCAAAUGUAAACAUAUGUUGUCCAUUGUAAAUGUUUUCUGAUAGAGCCUUGUGUCAUUUGCGGUCUUUUUUUUUAAUGCAUCCUAUGGAAAAUGGAUCCAGUACUUAAUGGAUAAGCCACACUUUGAUGGUAAACUUUAAAAUUAGUAAUGAGAAAUGCAAGAUGAAGCAAUACUAAUUCAUCAUUCAGUAUGUUUCCUGACCCUGUUACCAUGGGGCUGUUUGAUUUCAAUGUGAUCUGAUCUUUCUUGACAACAAGCUUGGUAAAACUAUGGAACACCUAACAUUGUGACGCACAUUAUAACAAGAAUAGGUGACUUUAUCUUUUAUUGGUAACAAAGGCAAAACUGGAAAACUUGUAUUAAACGAAAAUGUACUUACUAAUUUUUGUGUUCUAUAAUCUAAUCAUAACUAUUUAAUGUGUGUUGGGCUAUUGUUUUCUAAUGGAUUCUGUUCAUAACACUGGUUUUUUGUUGUAAAUUCAAAUCCUUAAUAUACGUUCUGCAGGAAAAGAAUGCAACACAAUUGGACACCUCCAUGCAUUGAACCUAGCUAGCCCUUGAGUGCGAUUCAUUUUUUUUAGUUCUUAAGGUCUUAAAGCACUGUGGGUCAGAUUCAUAAGCAUUUACUCUAGAGAAAGGUUUGCAUCAGUUUAGUGUACAGUAACAGAAAACUACAUUUAAAAUUAGGUUAUUUAAUAGAACAUUUGUAAUAUUUAAUUUGUUUUUCUAAAAGAUGUAAUAUUACAAUGUUAUAUUAAGUAGUGUUUUAGAUCGACUACAUCUAGAUCUUGGUGCUUUUAUUGCUGGUUUGUUUGAAAUGUAGUAAAUGGUUUUGCUCAAAAUGAACAGACCUGGAUUGCACUUUUAAAUUGACUAAUAUAUAUCUGUGAGACAUGUGUUGAGUAUUGGUGAGGGCUCUGUUUGGUUAUUCCAGAUUGAUCCACAGUGUCAAGUUGUCUGCCUCUUGUUUGACGCUCGGGAGGCUAAUCAGUUUCUUGAAACUCAACACUCACCAAUGGCUUCAGUCCUACCCAUAGGUUUCACAGGUAGUGUUUGGUCUUUGCCUUGUUAGGAAACCUGUGUUUUGUUUAGUGUGUGUCUGGUGUUUUAAAGCAAAGGGUGUCUCUGUGUUUUCUUCCUCCAAAGUAAAAUAGAGGCCUUGUUAAAUUUCCUGAAGCAAACGCAUUCAAGAAACGGCUAUUGUUGUGUGAAACGUUGACUUUGAAGAGGUGUGUGAUUGAGAUGGGAUCUUUCGAUCUGCUAUAUUAUUGUUCUUCUAAUAAAGUAUUUUUUUGAAUCUGUAAAAA
This is a messenger RNA of Acipenser ruthenus (sterlet), 6740 nucleotides long. Its product is annotated as adiponectin receptor protein 2-like. The record is from RefSeq and is a predicted model, not a curated record. The coding region runs from base 468 to 1478 and encodes 336 amino acids. Gene Ontology annotation, biological process: adiponectin-activated signaling pathway. Gene Ontology annotation, molecular function: signaling receptor activity. The transcript is spliced from 8 exons. Lineage: Eukaryota; Metazoa; Chordata; Actinopteri; Acipenseriformes; Acipenseridae. Gene Ontology annotation, cellular component: plasma membrane.